AGUAACUACCAGAAUCUUGACCAAACAACAACUUGUAACAAACUCAGCGCAACAUUUUCCAGCAAAAUAUUUCAAAAUGUACAACAAUAAUAUAUCAGUAAGCCAAUACCUCGGCGAAGACAUGGAAAAUUGGCAAAAACCCCGCAAGUCUAUCUUUCUCACCGGAGCUAAUUUCCAAGGAGAUGCUAAUUAUAAAAAAGUUGCACCCGCACCAAAUGCCGCUGUUGUUCUCCCACCUGAACUUCAACGGCGACAGGAAUCCGAAAGCAUGGUCUAUGACCACCUCAGACCAAUGAUCAUGGUUUUACGCAUUCUGGGAAUUUUUCCCAUUGCAAACAUCUCCAAAGGAAUUUAUCGCCUAACUCCUGCACUAAUGGCAUAUUCAGUGUUUCUAUUUGCACUUAUUUUUGGCUUCAUUGGUUAUAUCAAAUGGGAUAAGGUGGAUUUUGUACAAUCCGCUGAAGGGAGGUUUGAAGAAGUUGUAAUCGAGUAUCUUUUCACCGUGUAUUUAGUACCAAUUGUAUUGAUGCCUCUAUCAUGGUUGGAAUGUAGACGAUUGGGUAUGGUGUUAAUGGAUUGGGGAAAAUUUGAGAAAAUUUAUGAAUCUGUUGAGAGUAAGAAGUUACCGUUGUUCGGCGGCAAUAAACCGUUAUUGAUAACUUUGGCUUUACCGAUUUUAUCGGGAGCUAUCAUGGUUGUUAAUCAUAUUACAAUGGUUAACUUUAAAUUCGUUCAGGUGGUACCUUAUUGUUUCAUCAAUAUGAUUACUUUUGUUCUUGGAGGGUUCUGGUACCUUCAUUGUGAGGUUAUCGGCAGUGUUGCAACAGUGUUGGCGGAAGAUUUUCAACAAGCUUUGAAACACAUUGGUCCUUCAACACGUGUGGCUGAAUUUCGUAGUCUUUGGAUGCUCUUGGCUAAAAUAACUCGCGAUGUGGGCAAUGGUACAGGCUACGUGUUGAUUUGCCUCAAUCUUUACCUUUUCCUAAUCAUUACUCUGACAAUUUAUGGACUGCUUUCAACAAUGCAGUAUGGUUUUGGAAUAAAAGAUGUGGGCCUAUGUGGAACUGCUGCCUUUUUCGUCGCGCUACUCUAUUUUAUUUGCGACGAAGCUCAUUACGCGUCUAAUUGCGUGCGGGUAAACUUUCAAAAGAAACUGCUAUUGGUCGAGUUGAGCUGGAUGAAUGAUGACGCGCAACAAGAGAUCAAUAUGUUUCUUCGAGCGACUGAAAUGAAUCCGACUGAUAUGUCCCUAAGUGGAUUUUUUGACAUGAACAGAAACUUGUUUAAAUCAUUGCUGGCGACAAUGGUAACUUACCUGGUCGUGCUACUGCAGUUCCAGAUAAGCAUCCCUGAAGAUAUGCCAAUUCCGAAUGCAACCAUUACGACACCUGCACCAAAAUAA
This is a messenger RNA of Dalotia coriaria, 1402 nucleotides long. It is a transcript of the gene Gr63a, whose product is annotated as Gustatory receptor 63a. Bases 77 to 1402 code for a protein of 441 amino acids. Gene Ontology annotation, biological process: male courtship behavior; chemosensory behavior; sensory perception of taste. NCBI's taxonomy places the organism in Eukaryota, Metazoa, Arthropoda, Insecta, Coleoptera, Staphylinidae. The transcript has 5 exons. Gene Ontology annotation, cellular component: axon; neuronal cell body; dendrite. The record is from RefSeq and is a predicted model, not a curated record.